CCCACCCGGCUGCACCCUCCUGGCCGGGAGUUGGAGUGAUAAGGUCACCCCUGAGCCUUCUCCUCUGCAGGCUGAGCCCCCAGCUCCUGAGCCGCUGCCACAGGAGGGGCGCUCCAGACCCUUCCCUCCCGGGGCUGUCCCGCACCCGGGGCUGUCCCUCUCCCGGGGCUGUCCCGCUCCCGGGGCUGUCCCGCUCCCAGCCCGCUCCCGGGGCUGUCCCGCUCCCGGGGCUGUCCCGCUCCCCUCACGCCAGGGCGGGCCCCGGGCGGGGCGGGCGCUCCGGGCCAGGUGCGCCGCUCCGCGCCUGCGCAGCGCCGCGCGCCGGCCGCGCUCCAUCCGGGCACCGCGCUCAUUGUGCGCGCGGCCGCCGCGCUCGCCCGCCCGCUCUAAAAUGGCCGCCGCCGCCUCCGCUCCCGCCGCCGCCGCUGCGGGGGCUCCCGCGGCUCCCGCGGCGCCGCCCACCGAGAGCAAGAGGAUCAGCGACCUGCGCGUCAUCGACCUCAAGUCGGAGCUGAAGCGGCGCAACCUGGACAUCACCGGCGUGAAGACGGUGCUCAUCGCCCGGCUGAAGCAGGCUAUUGAAGAGGAAGGAGGUGAUCCAGAUAAUAUUGAAAUAAGUGUUUCAGCUGACACACCCACCAAGAAACCAACUAAAGGCAAAGGUAAAAAGCAGGAAGCUGAUGAAUUGGCUGGUGAUGCUUCAGUAGAAGAGGACUCCUUUGUCAAGGAAAGUGAAUUGGAGACUCAAGAUGCAAGUGAUCAAGAUGGAAAUGAUGAAUUGAAAGACUUCAAAGAAUCUGUUGAAGAUGAGAACUUGAAUUCUAAAGAACUACCGUCUGCAGAAAAGAAAAGAUACCAUGACCUGGAGCCAGUGGAGACAACAGAAGAUGUGGAGAAGGAUUCUGAAAAUCAGGAAAAUGAAGGUCCAGACAUAGAAGAUUACACUUUUCCAGCUGUCCAUGAUGGGGAAGAUGAAGAAAAUGAGAAAGAUAAAGCAGGUUCUGGUGAUGGUACACAAGAAGUAUCUAAACCUCUUCCUUCAGAAGAAAGCCUAGCUGAGGCUGAUCACACGGCUCAUGAAGAGAUGGAAGCUAACACCUCUGUGAAAGAAGCUGAGGAUGAUAACAUAUCGGUUACAAUCCAGGCCGAAGAUGCCAUCACUCUGGAUUUUGAUGGUGAUGACCUCCUAGAAACAGGUAAAAAUGUGAAAAUUACAGAUUCUGAAGCAAGUAAGCCAAAGGAUGUGCAGGAUACCAUUUCACAGAGCCUGGAGAAGGAAAGCAAGGACUAUGAGGUGACUGAGAACCAUAAAGAUGGUAAGAAGGAAGACUGCGUGAAGGGUGAUCCCGUCAAGAAGGAAGCCAGAGAAGGUUCAAAGAAAGCAGAAUCUGGAGACAAAGAAAAGGAUACUUUGAAGAAAGGUCCCUCGUCUACUGGGGCCUCUGGUCAAGCAAAGAGCUCUACUAAGGAAUCUAAAGAAAGCAAGACAACAUCAAAGGAUGAUAAAGGAAGCACGAGCAGUGUUAGUGGUAGCAGUGGAAGUUCAACUAGAAACCUCUGGGUUAGCGGACUGUCUUCCAACACAAAAGCUGCUGACUUGAAAAAUCUCUUUGGCAAAUAUGGAAAGGUACUUGGUGCAAAGGUGGUCACAAAUGCACGAAGCCCGGGGGCAAAAUGCUACGGCAUAGUGACCAUGUCCUCUAGCACAGAAGUGGCCAGGUGCAUCGCACACCUGCACCGCACAGAGCUGCACGGACAGCAGAUCUCUGUGGAGAAAGUGAAAGGUGAUCCCUCCAAAAAAGAAUUGAAGAAGGAAAGUGAUGAGAAAUCUAGUUCGGGUAGGAGCAUAGGAGAUAAGAAGACUGCAUCAAGUGACAAAGCCAGCAAAACUCCAUCAACCAAAAAAGAAGAAAAGAAAUCAGAGAAAUCUGAAAAAAAAGAAAGUAAAGAAACCAAGAAAACAGAAGGUAAAGAUGAGAAGAGUGAUAAUGGAACAAGUGGCCCUAAUCAAGAAUCCACUAAAAAAACUGAAGAAAAGAAAAGAAUAAGUGGUAAAAGCCCAGGUCAAGUUGUAGUUUUAGACCAAACAAAAGGAGACCAAGGCCACACUAGGACAGUUAGAAGGGGAAGGUUUGAUAAACCACAGAUAUUGAGGAACAAAGAGCGUAUUAUUCAAGAGAAAGUGAAAUUCAGGGAAUACAGGGGUAGAAAGGAUAUCUUGCCUUUUGAAAAGAUGAAGGAACAGAGAUUGCGAGAGCACAUGGUUCGAUUGGAAAGAAUACGACGAGCUGUUGAACUGCGAAGGCGAAGAGAAAUUGCGGAGCGAGAGCGCCGCGAGCGAGAGCGGAUCCGGAUAAUGCACGAGCGAGAGGAGUGCCUGCAGAGGGAGAGGGAGCGGCUGGAAAUCGAGAGGCAGAAGCUGGAGAGGGAGAGGAUGGAGCGGGAGCGAUUGGAGAGAGAGCGUGUUCGGAUUGAGCAGGAACGCCGAAAAGAAGCGGAGCGAAUCGCGCGGGAGAGGGAGGAGCUCCGGCGGCAGCAGCAGCAGCUGCGCUACGAACAGGAGAAGAGGAAUUCUCUGAAACGGCCACGGGAUGUAGAUCACAGGAGAGAUGAUCCUUACUGGAAUGAGAGUAAGAAGAUGGCUCUUGAUACAGAUGCACGUUUUGGCCAUGGCUCAGAUUACAGCCGCCAGCAGAACAGGUUCAAUGACUUUGAUCACAGAGAACGAGGUCGAUAUCCAGAAGGUUCUUCUGUUCCAUCAUCUUCUUUUGAUAGGCGAGAUCGUUUUGUAAAUCAAGGUGAGGCAAAAAAGACUCGCCCAACAGCACGAAGAGAAGAGCCAGGCUUUGAGAGAUACCCCAAGACCUUCAGCGAGUCCAGAAGAAAUGAACCACCCCAGGCUAGAAGCGAACUCCGGGACACGGACAGACGCGAGGUGCGAGGAGACAGAGACGAAAGGAGAACGGUGAUCAUUCACGACAGACCAGAAAUCCCCCACGGCCGGCACCCCAGAGAAAGCGCUUCCAACCCGCCUCGGCAAACCAGCUGGAAGAGCGAGGGGAGCAUCAGCACAGACAAACGGGAUGGCAGCAAUUUUUACAGAGGCGAGCGGCCGGAUCGGUCGGGAAGGGAAGUGUCGGGCCACGUGAGGGGAGCGCCUCCCGGGAGCCGCAGCAGCGCCUCGGGCUACGGAGGCAGGGAAGGAGAGCGGGGCGUCAUGGGAGAGAGAGGUGGAGGACAACACUACAACGAGGACAGACACGUCGUAGAACGCCACAGUCGUGAAGCUGGACCAAGGAAAGAAUGGCAUGGACCUAGUUCUCAAGGGAGUGGCUAUCAUGACACAAGGAGAAUGGGAGAUGGCCGUGGAGGAGGGGGCAUGAUGGCUCCACAUACAAGUAACUCUUCACCCAUUAAUAGAGUUGUACAGAUCACAGGCAAUUCCAUGCAGAGGGGAAGUGGCUCAGGAUUUAAGCCAUUUAAAGGUGGACCUCCACGAAGAUUCUAAGAUCUACAGCUGUUUGGUUUCAAGAUAACUUAUUGAAAUUUCUUGUAAACUUUCUCUGAUUAAGAACAGGAAAUCUUGUCUGGAAAUCCUGGUUAAAUUUUUUUAAUUUAACAUGAUUAUUUUCCUCUCUAUUUUGGAGGCAUUUUCAUAGUUACGUUGUAAUUUUGGAUAGUUUUUGUGUAUCUUUGAUAAGCAUUUUCCCUGAGGCACUAGAGCUGUGUAAAAAGAAAUUGGAACCAAAAUAUUUGUUAAUUCUGUACAAAAGGAUAGUUUGCAGCUGUGUGCUAGUAGUUUGAUUUGCCAACAUUAGCUCUGUGGUGUCAUGCUUUAAAGUUAGCUACUUCUCACAACAUCCACAAUAACCUCCAUUUUGAAGGUUGUCCAGACUAUUAUCUCUGCUUUCUAAUUUGUAGAGAAAUAAGAUUUGUUCUUUCAUUACUGGGUAUUAUGUAACCUAUUUUUGCAAAAGGUACUGUUACAUUGAGUGCAUUUAUGUGUAUUCUUGCAAAUGUAUUCUUUUGAAAUAAACCUUCAUAUUCUGUAUA
Messenger RNA from Passer domesticus (house sparrow), 4053 nucleotides. It is a transcript of the gene SLTM, whose product is annotated as SAFB like transcription modulator. Gene Ontology annotation, cellular component: nucleus. Gene Ontology annotation, molecular function: RNA binding; sequence-specific DNA binding. Lineage: Eukaryota; Metazoa; Chordata; Aves; Passeriformes; Passeridae. Gene Ontology annotation, biological process: regulation of transcription by RNA polymerase II; regulation of mRNA processing. The transcript is spliced from 21 exons. Bases 392 to 3508 code for a protein of 1038 amino acids. The record is from RefSeq and is a predicted model, not a curated record.